UUAAACCUGUAAGUGAAAGUAUAAAUCACGAUCAUCAUCUAGUAAACCAGGAUACAAUUGAUUGACAAGUGUAAUGGCUUCUUGCAUUUUUCCUGAUUGUACAGCUUCAAUAACUUUAAUGCGGUUACCCAAUGUGUUUAACUUGAGUGGAGAACUAAUGCCUGCUUCUUGUUCAAAUUUUUCAGCUGCUUCUUUAAAUCCUUCUAAAAUAUGUACAAUGCACAUACGUUAAUGAAAUAAUUAAGUUACCAUAUACCUAUCAAUUGCAUAUAUUUCUACCAGAAACUAAAUAGUUCAUAAUUAGUUUAUUCAUAUCUUUUCGGUUGACUUUCAUAUUUUCGAUACGACUCAGCCAAUCUAACUUUGUAAUGUUUGACUGUGUUGGUGGUGAAUAGCUCAUGAUAGGUCUAACAAAAUUCCAAUGUACCUAUGUUAAAUUCAAUAAAUGCCACCAAGGAAAAUCGAAUAACUUAACUAUUAGCUGCUAACAAUUACAAUAAAAUAAUUACAAUAUCACUAGAACUAUAGUGUUAAUUGCCAAAGGUUGUGAUACGAACAAAUGAAGGAUAUGGUCAUAUGGAAACAUAGUGGUAACAACAAAUCAAUGCUAUCAUAAUCAUAAUCUGACUGUGAUAGUGACAUAGUGUGAUCAUUACUAAUCAUUAACUAAGGAGUCUUUAGUCCGAGGAAAACCGACCAACAGAGAAAGUGAUGUUUAUUAACAAUAAUACUUUUUCUGUAGGUCCAUAUAUAAUUCCCCAUGGGUUAAACUUGUAGAACAUUAAAAUGGACAAAUUAACUGUUAUAUCAGGAACAUUGUUCUUGUUGGCAGAUGUUUUUGCAAUCAUCAGUUUGGCCAUGCCAGACUGGAUCAUUACAGAUGUAGGAGGUAAUUAUUAAAAAUAAGCCUUAAUGGCUUUUAAUUUUACAACCUUAUUAGAUCAGUAAAUUAGAUAUUUUUUUAGUUGAAAUCUGACUUUUGUAGUUAAACAGUUUUUUUUCUUCAAAAUAUUGAAAACCACACUUUUAUUUUCACUUUCCUUCCUUUAUCUUGUUAACAUUCUCCAGUCAAAUAUAAACGUUAAUGAAAUAACAGUGAUGGAAAUGUACCAGACUAAUAUUCUAAAUAUUCUGAGCCUUUUCCAAAGGUAUUAACAGAACGUUGUCUAGUAUAGGUUUUAAACCAGAUUAUGAACUAAUAUCAAGGACAUUGUUGAAAAGUGCUGACACACUAAAUGUUCAAAUAAUUUGAAAUUGUAUUGAUAUCAAAUAAACAACUUACUUUAAUUUAUUUAUUUACCGAUUUAACAAAAAUAUAAAAUUGUGCAGUUGUAAUUUGGGCAAAACGAUUAAAUUCCAAAAGCCAGAGUUCAACCAUUCAUUCUUACAAUCAAAUACAUAACAUAAUAAAACAAUCCUCAUGGGUACAUAGGUGAUACCAGAUUGGGUUUGAUGUGGACCUGUAUGACUCUUUACAAUAGGCCUCAAGUAUGCUUUACUCCUGAUCUAAGACUUGAAUGGUUAUUAGCUUUAGUAAGUAUUUUUAUUGGUUGCAUAUGUAUUACUACUACCAUCAUUUUGCUGGCUUCCUCACAUUGGGAUCGCAAUGUCAUUCCAUAUGCUCGUUGGGUGGGAUUUACUGCAAGUAAGAUAGAUUGAAUUUUUCCAAAUUUGAUUUAAUUUUUAACUAUUAAUUAUAUAUUUUUCAGUGGUAUUAUUUUGUUUUGCUGCUGUUGUAUUUCCAAUGGGUUUUCACAUACCAGAAAUUGGUGGUCAACCAUAUCAACUUCCCAAUAGUCAUCAAGUGGGUAUUUCAUAUAUUUUAUUUGUAUUGUCCCUCUGGGUGACAGUAAUAUCAGAAUUAUUUGCUGGAAAAGUGUGUUUACCUCAUUUUUAAAUUGUUAGCACAUUAUUUCAACAUAGAUUUUUAGUGACAUACUGUUUGAUCUCGAUUUUAUAAAAUAAAUUAUAUUGUAUGACAAAAAAAAAAAUUAGAACUUUUUGAUUCUUUUGUUAGAUAAUAACAAUAAUAUUUUAAUAAUUCUCCAAAAGCAAUAUUAACAAGGUGUAUACAAAGUUAUAACUAUUUUUGAAUCGCUUCCAUAGACAAAAGCUAUGCUGGAGGUGAAAUCAUCAAAACAUAAUGGUUUCAUGUGAAAAACAUGCAUUUUCUUAAUUAUAAUAAUCACAUUACAUAAUAAUUAUUAAAUGUGUAAUGAAGUAUACCAAUUGAUUUAAUUGAUAUCUAAAAAUGAAAAAUGUUUUAUAUACAGACAAAAAUGGUUGUACAUAAUUUACACUGAUUGGAAUAAAUGAUAAUUAUGUAACUGUUCAUUUUGGUUUGUAUAGAUUAAUAUCUAAAAGAAGAGUUUUUAAUUAAUUCUGUUUAACUAAGAAUGAAUUAACUAAUAAAAUGGGAGUAUCUAUAUUUUUAGUUUUACAAAUUAUUUAAUAUUAAUAGAGUAUUUAAUGUUUUUUUUUAAAAUUUUAUAUGUAACAAAAUUAAAGAGUUUAAACUUAUAAUAAUCAAAUAUUUAUUAAAAAUAAUUAUUGUUCAUAAAAGAAAACAAAAUUAUAUGGAAAAUAUAUAAUUCAUUUUAAAGUUUUUUAAAAUAAAAAAUAAUUGUUUGUGUUAAAUAUGAAAUGAUAAUCUUAUGCAUUUAAACCAUUUAUGGAACAUUUUUGGGAAAAAUAUAAAAAAAAUAAUUACAAAUUUCAUAAAUAUUAUAAUUAAAUGUCAAAAAUAUUUGUUUAAAUAUUAUAAUACAUACUAAUUAAAUAUUUAAGAAUUAUAAUAAAGUAAAAUUUAUAAGAUUUGUAUCAUUUUUAAUCCCAAUAUUUGAUUAGUCCAUCCCAACCAGCAGUUGCUACUUUACUAGGUUCAUGUGGGUGCCAGAGUGCAGCAAUGCACACAUUAUCGUGCGCUUUCCAUUUUGUAUAUAAUCGACUGGUUUUCCAAUCCCAAAUAAAUACUUUUCCAUCUGCGUCUCCUGAAAUAAGAUAACUA
Messenger RNA from Cinara cedri, 3007 nucleotides. The record is from the annotation of a GenBank genome assembly. Lineage: Eukaryota; Metazoa; Arthropoda; Insecta; Hemiptera; Aphididae.